GACCGGAGCAGGGACGGACUUUCUGCACACACCCACCGAGUAUUUCUUUAUCCCACCCCAUUUUAUUUAUUUAUUUUUUUACUUAUGCACGACUCGUAUAAAAUAUAGGCAGCUAAUUCGCCCAGCGCCUUUUUUUUAGUCCAGUUUCAUCAGCAAUCUUCCCCCCCCCACAAUCCGAUUUACGAUCGCCUCUCCGCUCUUGAGUGAAAUGGGAUGACAUGGAAUUGUUCACGUCGACCAAGAUCGGGGAAAUCCUCGGCUUUGCCUUAGUAUUCCUGUCCAUCUCCGUGCUGGUAGACGGCACGGCAGACGUGAAUUGUGAGCAUGUUUACAAAGACUUCUCGAAAUGUGUCCUGGAGCUGGGGGAGAGCAUGGACAACUAUCAGGAGAACGUGACCAGUGAGAGAGGAGUGGAGGCCGUGUGCAGCCACUGGGAAGCUUUCCACACGUGCGCCCUGACGGCGCUGUCCGACUGCCAGCAGGAGGUCAGCUCCAUCUGGGAGACUCUGAGGCAGGACUCCAGAAAGAUGCACUUCCAGGGAAGCUUGUUUGACCUGUGUAGCCCCAGCUCAUCUCCGAGCACGAGUUCACCAGUUGUGGCGCUGACCCUGCCCCUCACGGCCAUGUUGCUCACCACCGGGCCCAGGUGGUCCUUCAUGUAAAGGCUGCCGCCGAAUCGGGGGUGGAAGGAGAUGGGAAGAGUGAGGUCGGUCUUGGGUGCCCCCAGGCUCAGUCUUCCCAAGCACAACCUAAAGCCAAGGAAUACAAGUAUUAUUUUGACGCUAGUAGCUGUAGUUAGUCAAACAAUCUUGGAAAGCAAAAAGAUUUGCCCAUCAUAUUGUCAAAAGGUUUAGUGGUCCCAACAAUGAGGUGAUUUUAAAGCAAUGCUUUGAUGUAUUUGUUUUUUAAGACUCCAUGUAUUAUGUGUUGUGGUUCAACAUUUGGCAAUUGCUUCCUCCAGUUCUGUAUGCUCAGUAUUUACGCAACUGCCACUAACUAUUUAGCUUAGCUUUGCACAUAUGGUUCAUAUCAGUGGCUGGCCAUGCAUUUGAUACCGAGGCCUUCAGUGGGGACUUAGACCUAAUCCACCUCUUAAUACCACCACUAUCACGGCACAAUUAUAGUAACCAUCAAUACCAAACAUAAAUUCAAUAUAACGGCACACAACUUUGUCAUGUACAUACAUCUGGAGGAGUUAAGAAUCAACAUACUGAAGAUGUAAUAAGUUAAUAACAUGACAAAAACAUUCACCAAAGUUGAAUCAAAUACGUCAUACUCACCAGAGAUUCUGAUUAUUAAAUGUGUGCAGAUUACUGCAGACUCGCUUGGUCUGACCAACCAAUUAGAGGACAGAAAAUGCUAACGUUAUUGUGGGCCAUGUUGCUUGCCCUUUGAAAAUAAUUAGAAAUCUGAUUGGUAACAAAAACAGUCCUACUGCUGUAAUAGAGGUUAUAAUAACAAUAAUAAUAAUAAUGUUACAUCAGCCAGUAGUACUGAUUCUGGAGGCCCUGGGCACAUUAGACUGACAUGGCAGCACACAGAGGCUGAAAUCUGAUUGGACAAAAAAAAAAAUUGUUUAAUUGCAUUGUAGCCAAUAGAAAUGCUAGGAAAUGAAGAGCACAGACUAUUGGGAAUCAAUUCAUACAAUUUCAUGGAACAAAUAUUAGCAUUUCAGUUGUAAAUAUAGUUAAGGAAUUCUGAGUGUUUAGGCAGGCAGAGAAGGCCUUGCUGGCUCUGACAGAUUACCCCCUAUACGUCCCAUGACAUGAUAUUUUAUCAUCAAAAAAGAGAUUGAAAAGAAAUUCCAGAUCCAGGCACUGAAACAGGAUAAAAUAAAUGGCCACCGGCCUUCGUCAUAAUGGUAUUUUAUCACUUUGACGAUACCAAAACGAUAAGUACUGUAUAAUGCUAAGAUAUUAUUAUUAAGUGAGUGAGGUAGAGAAGCUGAGGGGAUAUGCGACCUACUUCUUCGUGCUAAGCUAACCAUUUUGUUGUAAGAUAUUUAGCACUAAGCUGUCACCACUUUAGGUAUUUGCCUGGUAUUCAAAUGAGUGCCCAUUCUCACAAUGUAUUUUUUGAAUGCAAUUUAAAAUUUGGUGAAAUUCGUGUGACUUCGGAAAUUUAAGGAGGAUUUACUUUAAUUUAGUAUUAGCAUGUUAAAUAUGACCUGUCCUCCUGAAUGCUAAUGUAAAGUUUAGGUUAUCAAAUUAAUAUUGACCUAUUGUCCCCCAGGGACAAGUGUUAAAAGUGAAACAAUUAUUCUGAAAGAAUUGUUUCUGCAAAGGGAGAAUCUAAUGACGUUAAAAUACAUAGCAAGUGGUGCCCCUCAUUUUAAAGUGGUUUAGUCAGGACAAUCAAGCUUUUUACAAAAUGCUUUUUCACAACACUUCAAUCCAAUUUGGGUGAAGUUCCAUUGUUCCUUCUGAGAUGCCAAGAAGUGUUUGAUUUAGUGUGACUUUAUUAUUAUUAAGUUACUUGCUGUCCAGCAUUUUACAUAACCAAAUCAAAUAUGUGAUAGGCAAUAGCAGCUGCUUUUGUAAUGCAACAGUAUUUUCCAAAUACAAUUUUUAUAUAAGGACUGAAGAUUUUCAAUACAUUUCAAUCAAUUAGUUAUAAGAUUUAAAAUAGGGCCAAAACAAUAUAUUACAUUACUCAAUUUAAAUAUUUGCCUUGCUUACUAAUUCAGUUUUUUUCAUCCAUCCAUCCAUUCUACUUAUAUUUUUCACAUAAAUGUAAGUAUUAUGUAAGUAUAAGUAUCAGUGCUUCAGUUUGGUUCGCAUCAACCCAAACUAUUUGACACAUCUGGUCAAUAAACUGCCACAGGUGUUAUUUUAAUUAGUAAAUUUGCAUUUGAAGAGCCACAGACACCAACAAAAGUCUCAUAAAAUUCACCAGUAAUGAGAAGCAGUAUUUAUUUUUAAUGUCAACAUGCUCACUAUACCAAUUGUUGAUCUUUGUCUCUUUUCCCAGUUACCUCUCUUGUCAUAUAAAUGCAUGACUGCUUUGUGACGGUGCUUCAGAUCAUUGGAGAGUGUGUUGAUUUCACCUCGGACAAAGUAUACUGAUCAAUGAAGCUAUAAGACAUACUCCAAACCGCAUUGGCACACAUUCAUCACCCACCAUGUACCCUCCCUUGUCCUCUAUUGGCAUGAUCCUUCUGGUUGUUUCGAUUUAUUCUCUAAUGUUGCGCAGGUGCUAGCAUGAUGUCAUCCAUUGUGUCUAUGCAGUAGUAAGAAAUCCAAUUUUCCUCAAGCAUGAGCAAUAUGUAAGGUCACUUCUUCAGAGAGGACUCUUAUCCCGCUGUGUGUAUUUCAAGAGCGCAUGAACAUUUUUAACAUAAAAAUGAUUAGAUUCAAAUUUAGGGCAAACAUAUGAAUGUAAAACCAAGCUCAAUAUGUUUUUGUUUGCUAGUAGAAAAGCACACUAUUUACGAGACCGUAUAGGAUCCAAGCAAUAUAUAGCAAAGUAAUGUGUUUGUAAUAAAGCACCAGCACUGUAA
Molecule: messenger RNA, 3499 nt
Organism: Phycodurus eques (leafy seadragon)
Lineage: Eukaryota; Metazoa; Chordata; Actinopteri; Syngnathiformes; Syngnathidae
Product: neuritin-like
Exons: 3
Coding region: 219-662 (147 amino acids)
Biological process (GO): neuron projection extension; nervous system development
Cellular component (GO): plasma membrane
Source: RefSeq, a predicted model, not a curated record